GCGACAUUUUUUUUCAGGUUGAAGUUUGUUCACGAGACCAGUUUUAUCCAUUUGGGAGAUUCCCUAGAGCAGACUUGGUUCGUGCUGUUCUCAUGUUCUAUUUACUAUAUUUAAAGUUAAUAAAUGCUCAUGGAUUAUUUAAAUUUCUAUUUAGGGUCUGUGUACCCAUGUAUGCCUCAUGUGGCAAAUGAACAUUUUAAAUUAUGUUUCCGCUGCAAUCUAGUAUUUUAUACUAGUUAAUUGGCUACUUAUAAUUUACCUUAUAUGAGUAUUCUUAGUGUGAUUGAUAUACACAAUAGCCUUGCAUUACCUAACGAGAAUAGUCUGCGGAUAUUCACGAAGGGUUGUGCGGCGGUUGCCACGUCAUCGGGUCGGUCCGGGGCGUGACAAUUAAGUGGUAUCAGAGCAACCCCGCGACAGUGUGAUGACCCGUUGGAUAUCGGGCGGGCUCUUAGCGGGGGAAGAUUCUGGGAUUUGAUUGAGAUUUGAGAUUGGUUCAUGGGCGCAACGAGGACGUUGCGAUCCUAAGUGGGGGUGAUUGUAACACUUGAGAUUUAAUAUAAACGGAUUAAUAGUACUACUCAUACCAACAGAGGUGCAUCUCCUUUUAAAGGAGCUCAUCACCCAAGAACUCCAAAGUUAAGCGUGCUUGCACGGGAGUAGUCUUGGGAUGGGUGACCCCCUGGGAAGUUUCUCAGGGCGCGCAUGAGUGAGGACAAAGUGCGCGGUAAAGGCUUGUGGUGGUUUGUGGGGACAGUACUAUUGGUCCGGAGUAACUACCUCGGGUCUGGUGGGGCCGGGGUGUUACACAACUGCUCACUUAUCAAAGACAUCAUUAUCCUCUGACUACAGCAGCAGCCUCAUCACAGGCAGCAGACACCUCUGAUCAGGUAACUCCUUCACCCACUCUUCCUCUUAACCUUGAGCAGGCCCUUCACAAGAUAGCUGAGCAUGAAGAAUACAUCAAAAAUCUCAAAGAAAAGGAGUUUCCUGCAAUGCUCAAACUCUCACACAAGUUCCUCAUAGAGCAGCAAGCUCAUGCUCACUCCUUUGAGCAACUAACUCAAGACAUUGCCAAGAACUUCACCACACUUCAGAAGAAUACUCAGGAGACAUUCUGGAAGCAGAGCAGUGAUAUCCAAAGACUAGCUCAGGAGAUAGAAGAAUCCAAGAAGAUUUUGAAGAAAGUACAAGAAGAGGUGCACAUUGACAUCAAAACUGACCUCCAAGACGUCAACAACAUCCUCAACGCGCUAUCUAUGGCCUCAAGGAGAGAAAAGACAACUCAGAUGACAAAGUUGGAGAACUCUUCAAGGAGGCUCAGCAGGCAGAUGAUGCCAAAAAGGGAGAAGACACCUCAGCAGGACCCUCCUCGAAAAGACAGAUGGCAGCAAAGAAGGCAGCUGAAACUAGAAGGAAAAAUAAACUACUACAAGAAGAGGCUGAAAUCAGAAAGAGAAAGGCAGAAGAAGCCAUGGCCAAAGAUGAAGCCAAGAAGAAAGAAGAAGACCAGUAGCCUCAGUAGAUUUAUUGAACAGUCCGAGAAUGACUACAAACUACUGUAAAAGCAAAA
Molecule: messenger RNA, 1573 nt
Organism: Cuscuta epithymum
Lineage: Eukaryota; Viridiplantae; Streptophyta; Magnoliopsida; Solanales; Convolvulaceae
Source: the annotation of a GenBank genome assembly